Molecule: messenger RNA, 498 nt
Organism: Arachis ipaensis
Lineage: Eukaryota; Viridiplantae; Streptophyta; Magnoliopsida; Fabales; Fabaceae
Source: RefSeq, a predicted model, not a curated record
AUGGCAAGUUCAUCAUCAGAUCAAGGUGCAACACCAUAUUCACAUUUCAAGUAUGAUGUUUUUCUGAGCUUUAGAGGCUACACAAGACUCAGAUUCACAGACGCACUCUAUCAUGCUUUGAUCAACAACGGAAUCGACACCUUCAGAGAUAACGACGAGCUGAGAAUAGGCGAGGAACUUGAAGGUGCUCUUCUUGAAGCAAUUGAAAGAUCAAGGAUGUCAAUUCUUGUACUCUGUGAUAAAUAUCCAACUUCUAAGUGGUGCCUUGAUGAACUCGUCAAGAUCAUGGAGUGUUCAGAGAACGGAAGGAAGCGACCAGUGUUACCAGUUUAUUACUAUGUGGAAAGAUCAGAUGUGCAGUACCAGCUCAAUGAAUAUGCAAAAGCCAUGACUGAUCAUCAAGAAAAAGGCCGAUACAAUCACAAGUUGGAAGCUUGGAGGUCAGCCUUGUCUCAAGUAGGCAAGAUUUAUGGUCAACGCUGUGAUCAGAAUACGUGA